ACUGGGGGAGAAACGCCGCCUCCUACCGCGCGGGGGCGCUGCCUGUGGAGGGCGGCAGGUCGCGGACGCGGAAGUUGUCCGUCCUCUCCGCGGCUCGGUACAUUUCAAGAUGGCCGGGUUUGGCGGAGGCGGUCCGUAAAUCCUGGAGAUUAAAAACUUUCCGUUUAAAGGACCGAUCGGAUUUAAAACGUGAAAACGCCGAACGAGAGGAGAUGUCGGGAGAGCCGUAGCCUAGCGGGACCGGGGGUGGGAUGACGGAACCCGUGUAGAGAAGGCGGCCUAUUUUUGUGAGUUUAUUCUUAAUUGUUGGCUUUCUGUGUCAACAAGAAGGCUUUUCGGUGGAGUUUAAAUUCACACACUUUGUGGGACAUUCCGCGGUGUGUAGCUACCCUCUUUAACAGUCUUCCCAGUCGCCGUGAUGAGUCUUGUGCGUCCGUUAUUAAAAUCUAGACCUCUGAUGAGUUUGAAACCUCCCUCUUUUCCAGCUCCUGCUCACAAUAUGACCAGUCCUUUCGCCUUAUUUCGCUCUGGUAUGAGCUAGGCAGUCAGGACGGUCUGUUUUUCGUGUUUGUAUUUAAUCAGCUGUGGUUCCCACAGUAAGCGGCGAUGCUCAUCCAUCUUGUGCGAGUUUACCUGAUUUGAUUUGUUUAUACGACCUACAAUUUCCGUGAAGGGCUCGUCUGAACAGUGAAAAUCGAGUUUGAAGAUCUGUUCAAGGGGAAACCUUCAGUUUUUCCUGUUUCUGGAUCCUCGACAGCGCCCCCCCCACCCUCACCCCCACCCCGCCUUGCAGAGGGAGGAAGAUGCGGUGUUAGACCUGGGGGAGGUGUGUGCACCCUGCGCCCCGCCCUGUCCCUGACCCCCCGGCACGGAGAAUGGAGAGCGACUGCAGAAUCCCCCUGGGUGGUCUCUCCCAGCCCGGGCUGCUCGUCACCCCUCGAACCCUGGCCCUCUGCGCCUUUCUGUGGGGGCUAAUAUCGGUCAGAGUGUUCGGUGCUGCUGUCCUUGAAGAGGAAAAGACCCCAGAGAUGGUGGCGUUUGCCACCCCUUGCUGGCAGGUAGAGGAGUUUGUUGUGGCCCAGGAGUGCGCCCAGUGCAACUCUUUCCAAAGUAAGACGUGGCUGGCCUGCAGCUCCACGGGGUACGUGGAGAAGAUCAACUGUGCCAAGUCCAACAAGGACGAGUACAAGAGCUGCCGCUCGGCUGUGAUGGAGGAGCGGCGUUUCUGGAGGUUCGAGGGGACCAUGGUGAGCCUCACCGUCCUCUUCGCCCUGGUGGUGGUCAUGCGCCAGCGGGCUCUGGAUCGCCUGGCCUCGGAGAAGGUCCGCAAGCAGAUCGAGUCCAUCUAGAGGCCGGGGUCGCUGGGGCAGGAGCCAGCUGCCUGCCGCACUGUGGGGGUGGACAAAGCCGCGCUGUUGUUUUGAAACAAAGAUGUGGCCAUGAGGGGUUUAUGACAAAAAGGUUUACAAUAUUCUUCGAGCCACUGGUAUUUGUUUUCGCCUAGUUUGCACGGGGGGGGGUCGAGGGAAGGAGAUGAUGGGAGUUCUGUGCCAGGACUGAACAUUUCGCAGCUCGGCACCCUGGGAUCUUCAGCUUGGGAAGGCCAGAGGAAAGGAUAAGGGUGAAGAUCUCCUGAUGGCAGAGGAAAAACCCAGGAGUGAUGCCCGAGGAAAACCACUCGGAACUUCUGCCUUUAAAGAGCAUCUUGUCGCGCGCACCGUUCUUAGUCUGAGAUGGGAAGGGGGCUGUGGUGCCCAAGACGAGUGGCCUUUCUGCCUGUUUUUUCUUUCCCAUAACCAUUUCUUCUCAAACAUCCGUCAAAGAGGGACUGUAGCACUGGGGCUGGUGGACACGGCUACUCCUGCUGCUUUAGUUUUGGCUUCAGCAGUUGAAAUCUUGGUCUCCUGGAGCGCACCCUUGGAAAGAACGCCCUGCGUGUUGGUCUCGCGUGGAGGAAGAGGCUGGGAAACCUUGUCCCAAAGGUCAAAGGUCAAGUCAGCUCUUGGUCAGUCUUGGUGCUGAAAGUUGAUCCUGGCGUAAUACCACUACAAGGUUAUGCAGGGCAGCUGGUGAUCUGCUCUCGUAUUUUAAUUUCUCCUCCACGCCCAACCCCCCCAAAUGUUGAUGAGGUAGUGGAGCUAUGCUAGGAAUUGAUAAUUGCUUUUCUGUAAAAUUAGGACAGGAAAAACUGGGAAUGUUUUUAAUUUCCCAGAAUAGUUGGAGAGCCUAUGGAUAUUCCAAUGUUGCAGUCCUUUGCCUUGUAAUUAGCCAGCAUCGAAGUAUCAAUUUACUGUUUUGUAGUGAUCAUGAAUGUUGUAAUGAUCACGUGUGGGAGCAAGGUCUGUGUGAAAUCGGGUUUUGAUUUUUCAGAUGACAUUUUCUGUGAGGGGUUAAGCAAUGCUGAACACAAAGAUCCACUUGGAAGAGUGACAACCGGACUUUGUACAGCCUCAUCCAUUGUGCUGUAUGAGCACAUGAGAAGAAAACACAUUUUCUAGCUAGAAAACAAGAAAGGCUUUUUCACAUAGCUGCAUCUCGGACCCCAGGCAUGUGCAAAACUUCCUUGGAUGUUUUUUUUUUUUCCCUCAUCUGCAUUCUUCGGAUAAGCAGAACACCGAUCCACGGGACGCUCAGCGCAUAAACUUGCAAAAACCUCUGGCUUUCGACUAACAAGGCCGAAUCUCAAACCUGAAUCCACGUUCACACAGCUCCACCGCCAGUGGUGGGCAGCGCAAUAGGAAAGGUUUGGGUUGUACUACCCCCCCCCCCCCAUUUUAAGGGAGAUUUUAAAAGCCCCCAGCUUUUAGUUUUCUGUGCUUCCUGGGACACUUGGAGACCGUCACAAAAGGGCUUAAAGGUGAGGAAUGGGAGCUGUGUAGGGAGUCAUGUGCUUGAUGAAAUGGCCUGACCCAGGGGGACACAUUCAAGUGGAGGAGACCCUGCCUGUUUUUCCUAAGGGAUGGGCAAUGGCAGCACACAGCCCAUCGGUAAGGUGGAGGUGCUUGGAAGAAAUCUAUCCCAUUUUGCAGAGCUAAAGGCAUGGCUGAUCUUCAGUGGUAUUGGGCCGGGAGUGCAUUUCGUACUGCAGCCUUUCAAAGAACAGGAGACCGAGCUGGAAUAGCUCUGGUCAGGGUUUGUGAAUGUCGCUCUGCUGCAUGCUGAGAGGAGGUGAAUGGCACUGUUUUUCCACACCUGUCUGUGAGGGAGAGACUCCUGGAGAUCUGGCCCAGUAGGGAAUUUUAGUCAAUGACUAUUGCAGGGUUCCCACAAGCAAAAAAAAAAAAGUUUCUGCUGUAUGCUGAUGAGCCUGUAUAGGCAUAGUACUGUUUUGUAUUGUAAAUUGCUGGGGUGACAGUGGUCGAUGUGGUCAUGCACAGGGGAUAGCUCUUCUUAGUGGUGCUUUUUGUUCUCUGUUAAAGGCUCAGUUGUGUCCAGUCAUGGUCUCCACCUGGCCUGGGGUGGCAGCAUGUUUUCCAGGUCUUUUUAAGGCAGCAGAACUUGACUAGCUGAGAGGAGCUGUCGAAUUGGCUCAUUUAAGAGGAUGAUGAUCUGCUUCAGUGGUAUGUGUUGGCACUGGGGCCCGGGGUUCAAUUCUGGACCUGGGGUGCUGUCUGUUUGGAGUUUGUGUGUUCACCCUGUAUUCAUAUGGAUUUCCUCCCAC
Messenger RNA from Lepisosteus oculatus (spotted gar), 3661 nucleotides. RefSeq names its product jumping translocation breakpoint (gene jtb). Gene Ontology annotation, biological process: mitotic cytokinesis. Lineage: Eukaryota; Metazoa; Chordata; Actinopteri; Semionotiformes; Lepisosteidae. The record is from RefSeq and is a predicted model, not a curated record. Gene Ontology annotation, cellular component: cytoplasm; midbody; centrosome.